Molecule: messenger RNA, 762 nt
Organism: Histoplasma mississippiense
Lineage: Eukaryota; Fungi; Ascomycota; Eurotiomycetes; Onygenales; Ajellomycetaceae
Exons: 6
Coding region: 1-762 (253 amino acids)
Molecular function (GO): oxidoreductase activity, acting on the CH-OH group of donors, NAD or NADP as acceptor
Source: RefSeq, a predicted model, not a curated record
AUGGCCCCUCAAGACCGUAUUGCACAGGUGUCCUCCCAUCUUAAUUACCCACAGGGUCUGCUUGCUGGCCAAAUUGCCAUUAUCACUGGCGCUGGUCAGGGUGUUGGUGCUGAAGCUGCCCGCCUGUUUGCCAACGAGGGAGCGAAAGUGGUUGUUGCAGAUCUUGAUGCCAAUACGGCCCCCUUACAGGGAUACCUCUCGGAUAAGCAAUGGGAGGCCAUGAUAGCUGUCCACGCCACUGCACCCUUCAAACUGGUCCAAGCCGCGGCUCCAUACUUCAGAGUAAAAGACGGUGCUGACAGAGUCAUCGUGAACAUCAGCAGUACCAGUGGCAUCCACGGAAACCCGGGCCAAGUUAACUACGCCGUCGGCAAGGCUGGUAUGGUCGGCCUCACCAAAACAAUCGCGAAGGAAUGGGGUCCCCAAUUCGGUGUCCGCGCCAACACGAUUGCUUUUGGCUUGGUGCUAACACGGCUGACUGCGGCCAAGGAGGCUGGCGCCUUUAUCACAACGCCUGAUGGUGAAAAGGUCGUUCUCGGUAUACCUUCAGCCCAGUUGGCGGCGAGGGCUGGAAGCGAUGAGAAGGAUAAGUAUCCUGAUAUCCCGUUGAGAAGAGUGGCAACUCCCACGGAAGCAGCGAGGUCGAUUUUGGCAGUUGUGAGCCCCCUGCUGAGCUAUGUUAACGGGCAAACUAUCAUGGUUACAGGAGGGCGGAAUAUAUUUUCAUUCAAGACCAAUGGGAAAAUAGCCCUCUGGUUGUAA